Anarrhichthys ocellatus (wolf-eel) is the source of this 4380-nucleotide messenger RNA. Its product is annotated as serine/threonine-protein kinase 38. Lineage: Eukaryota; Metazoa; Chordata; Actinopteri; Perciformes; Anarhichadidae. Bases 1926 to 3329 code for a protein of 467 amino acids. Gene Ontology annotation, biological process: protein phosphorylation. Gene Ontology annotation, molecular function: ATP binding; protein serine/threonine kinase activity. The transcript is spliced from 13 exons. The record is from RefSeq and is a predicted model, not a curated record.
CAAAGACCAACUAUCAAAAUACGAAAUGAAAAGACUAGAAGACAGUAUGUUGAACUUUUUCUUUAGUUAUUUAUCUUACUAAAUGGAUUGUGGACGUGCUAUGUGCUACGAUGUUACAUUUGAAAACAAAGGACUCGAUCUAUUUUAGUAGAUAAGUAGCUAACGUUUACUAGCUAACUUUCCCUUAGCCAUUGGCUUUGGGUAACUUCAAGUUGUCAAGCUCGUGUUAAUGGAAAUAGAGAUUUUCUAGUUGUAGCUUUCAAAAUAAUACUCAGACUAACGAAUAUGGAGUGAAACAGUAAAUCCUAUAAACGUGAGCUUUAUUUUGAAGGAAAUAUCCGGUGUUAUUAAUGCACUAUCCGGGUGACUUGACGGAGAAAGGAACUUUAAUAGCUAACUAGCUAGCUAACUAAUGUUAGCAGGUUAAAGCAUUUGUUUGCUAUCGGUUAAAGGAAACUACGCGAACUUUAAAAUUGCCAAAUAUAAUUGAACCAGGGUUACGUCAAAGUACGUUAAGUUUUGAAUUGCAUUGCUCUCUAUUUAUAAUGGUUUACUCUUAAGGUAGCUUUGUAAAUGCACGUAUGGCUACGUUGCAACCGAAACUAACAACUUUGGUAGCUAACGUUAGCUGCACGUUGUUGACACUGGACAGAUCAGUCUGUUUUAGUCAAGAGCGGAAUAAAACUAAGGUUAUGUGAUGUUAUGUCUUGUUCGUUUUUGAUGCUGGACAACACGAUGAGCACUCGAUUUAAGUCUGUGACGUUACAAAUGUAACGUACGGCGACAUUACACGUAGCUAACGUUAACGCUUAAUACAUUUGAUAUUUUCAUCAGUAAGUACGUACUUUCCAGUUCUACAUUUUCGCCUAAGUGUUAGCUAAAACUUCAGUUCUUUUGGCGUAUAACUAGACAGCAUUUCUAAUAAAAACAGAAACUUUUACAGUGUAUAUUGCCUUCAUUCCCAGAAUGUUUUAGACCAAUACAAACUGGUUGUGAGCUCCUUUGAGCCUUAUUGUAUCAUACAAACACAUGCUAACGUCAAUGCUAACUAUGGCUGAAGUAUUUUGUAAGGAGAGUUCAACAUUGCCCUGGAAAUUUAUAUGCCUCUUGAAGUGUAAUUCAUUUAAUGAUUUGUAAUUUAGGCUAGCUGGCCAAUAACACCACCACAUAAUGCUCAAGUAAAAAUGUGUUUCAACUUGUCAUGUACUUAUUCCACAUGUCAUGUCUGAAUAAGCAUGGUUAGAUAUGCAUACUGCAUACAGAAACAGAUUUUCAGCAGUCUUGGUCGGUCAAAUAGCUGUAACUGAUUUACAACUGUGUUGGCGCCAUAAUUCAUGUCAAAUGAACUGCACAUGCUGCAGGUGUGAAUGCACCUAGUGUGCAAUCAGCAUUUUCUUGUUAUUUGACCAUUGUCAGUCCACCAUUGCAAAACUUACACUGUACAAAUUAGUGAUAGUAUACAUUUAUCUGAAGUAUUUUGUUUUAUGAUUAUGUUGUUUAAAUCUGCAUUAAGUCUUUUUAGGGCCCAACUUGCCUCAAAACCCUCUCUGCCUCACAGAGGGACUCCACCAUGUUUGCUUGCACAAAUCAGAUUUCUUCAUCAUUUCUUCAUAACUGCACAAUGUCAUCAACACGGCUCUGCUCAGCCAGCAGAGCCAGCUGCUUUCCUUCCUCUUUUUCUGGGCCAACAGUCAUCUCAUUUCAUAGCUGAGUUUUUUUUUUUUUUUUUAGAGCUCAACUCAUCGUCGUAUAAUCUAGCCUCGCUGCUUCGUUAAGCCUCCCAUGAUCCCAGCCCACCUCUCACUCCUCCGUGGUGCAGUGUUUGUCUUGUUGGCUAUGUGGCACCAUUCUGCGUGUGUUUCUAGCAGCGUGGACUGACGAUGCAUUGUGCCUCUACGUCGCCUGUGUGUCUUUCCAGGUAAAGCAUGGCGAUGACAGGCCCGAGCUCGUGCUCCUCCAUGAGUAACCACACCAAGGAGCGGGUCACUAUGGCCAAAGUGACCCUGGAGAACUUCUACAGUAACCUCAUCGCCCAGCACGAGGAGAGAGAGAUGAGGCAGCAGAAGCUGGAGAAGGUGAUGGAUCAGGAGGGCUUGGCUGAUGAAGAGAAACGUAUCCGCCGUUCUCAGCAUGCGAGGAAAGAGACCGAGUUCUUGCGUCUGAAGCGGACUCGACUGGGUCUGGAGGACUUCGAGUCCCUGAAGGUGAUUGGCCGAGGAGCUUUUGGAGAGGUUCGUCUGGUGCAGAAGAAAGACACUGGCCACGUCUAUGCCAUGAAGAUCCUCCGCAAAGCUGACAUGCUGGAGAAGGAACAGGUUGGUCAUAUUCGGGCAGAGCGGGACAUUCUGGUAGAGGCCGACAGCCUGUGGGUGGUCAAAAUGUUCUACAGCUUCCAGGAUAAGAUGAACCUCUAUCUCAUCAUGGAGUUCCUGCCUGGAGGAGACAUGAUGACCCUGCUGAUGAAGAAGGACACUCUGACGGAGGAGGCCACUCAGUUCUACAUCGCUGAGACGGUGCUGGCCAUCGACUCCAUCCACCAGCUGGGCUUCAUUCACAGAGACAUCAAACCAGACAACCUGCUGCUGGACUCCAGGGGUCACGUGAAGCUGUCUGACUUUGGUCUGUGCACGGGGCUGAAGAGGGCUCACCGCACCGAGUUCUACAAGAACCUGAACCACAGCCUGCCCAGUGACCUCACCUUCCAGAACAUGAACUCCAAGAGGAAAGCAGAGACCUGGAAGAGGAACAGGAGGCAGCUGGCUUUCUCCACAGUAGGAACCCCCGACUACAUCGCUCCAGAGGUCUUCAUGCAGAACGGAUACAACAAGCUCUGCGAUUGGUGGAGCCUGGGUGUCAUCAUGUACGAGAUGCUGAUUGGUUACCCUCCGUUCUGCUCAGAGACGCCUCAGGAGACCUACAGGAAAGUGAUGAACUGGCGAGAGACGCUGACCUUUCCCCCAGAAGUGCCUAUAUCGGAGAAGGCCAAAGACCUGAUCCUCAGGUUCUGCUGUGAGGAGGAGCACAGGGUCGGGGCCGCAGGUGUGGAGGAGAUCAAGUCCAACCUUUUCUUUGAGGGGGUGGACUACGACCAUAUCAGAGAAAGACCCGCUGCCAUUCCCAUCGAGAUCAAAAGCAUCGACGACACCUCAAACUUCGACGAAUUCCCUGAUUCAGAUAUCCUCACUCCAACGGCCGCCCCGGUGUCCAACCAGACCGAGGUGGACCUGAAGAACAAGGACUGGGUCUUCAUCAACUACACCUACAAACGCUUCGAAGGCCUGACCGCUCGAGGAGCUAUACCGUCCUACAUGAAGUCAGGGAAGAGAUGAGCGCCUCCUCUCAGGCUUCUAACCAACACCGCCAAACCUGAAGAGAGUCGUCCGAACCCCCGCUGUCCUCAGAGCCUCAGCCGAGAGGAGAACUCUGUGUUCUCUGAGGAUCCUCCUUCAUACAGGGCUCGGUGAAUAAUAAAAGGGGCUCAGUUUCAACUGCUGCCUUCAUUUCUGCAGGUCUUCACUGUCCUCUGAUGCUUUCGAAGGGUACCUUUCUACUUCCUGCUCACACAUGAAGACUGGACUGGGAUUGAAGUGGUUGGGAUUCUCUCUCCACUUGCCUUUUUUAUCCACCAGUGGAUGCAGUGGCACGUCUUUACAUCCCGAUACCAGCACCAUCACAUUCCCUCUCCAUAACCCAGCACCGCUCUGUCGGACCUGGACCUCCACUCGCCCUCUGUCAUGUGGACUCGUCACCUCAAACAUGGUCACUUGAAGUGAAUCAGGGAUUCUGUCCAAAUGUUUCUCACUAUGAGUCUUCUCUGAAGUUGCUGCUGGCUUCUGACUGUAACCAAAGACUGUGAGCUGAGUGGUGUUUCUGCUUGAUCUGUCACUGCUUGUAACUUAGAAUUGUAUUUUUUUAGGUCCAUAAUCUCCUUUUAAAAAGAGAACGUAUGAGUGAUGCAUUUUGUGGAGCAAACACAAGAGUCUCUUUACAUUUUUCACAAUGACCCCCUGAAGUUGUGCACCUUAUAUGACGUUUGAGCCAGCUCCAUCCAGCUCAUUCCUCACUGUGUUUGGGAUGGGCUGGUUUGUAUUGGACUGGAUGUGUCCAGUCACCAUUUUACAUUUUUAAUGAACCCGAUGCAAACUCAGAUUAUUUUUUUAGUGUCCUCAUGGAGGAGAAGUCUGGAUCAUCAUGAGAACUGAUGCAGCUCUCGUAGUGUUGAGCAGCUGUUCAGAGAGAGUGGUGAAUGAACCCAGGCAGCCACAGUGUGAACACAUUCAGUGGACUACUUUUUAAAUAGAGGCCUCAACAUCUUCCAGUGAACACAAUAUCCAACAUGCUGUCAUUUAAAAUGAAUGUAAAUGAAGUCUUACAGAGAAA